GGAAGUAUGCGGCCUGUUUGGCAACUGCCGUUCUACAUGAUAGCAUGAGCUUCAUAACACACACCAGGGCCCCUCACCACAGCCAUCAUUCAGCUGGUGCAGCGGCAGCUGAUGGAGAUUGAAUGACAGCGCUGCCUGGCUGGCUAGUUACUACUUGGAGCUCAUGCAAAGAGUGGAAGCAUGCUCACCGUUUAAAGUUUUGAAGUUGCUUCUUCUAACCCAAGAGUGAGCUAUCGAGCUGGAGAGAUGGGCAACAGCAUGAAGACAUCGACUGCGCCACCUGAAAGACCUCUGCCUGGUCCAAUGGGACUAGACAACGACUUCCUUGCUGUUCUGUGUGAUUAUCCAUCUCCUGACAUCAGCCCACCUAUAUUCCGCCGAGGAGAGAAACUACGUGUAAUUUCAGAUGAAGGAGGCUGGUGGAGAGCAAUUUCCCUCAGCACUGGUCGAGAAAGUUAUAUUCCUGGAAUGUGUGUGGCCAAAGUUUACCAUGGUUGGCUCUUUGAAGGAUUAGGAAGAGACAAAGCUGAAGAACUUUUACUGCUGCCUGACACAAAGAUAGGCUCCUUCAUGAUCAGAGAAAGUGAAACUAAGAAAGGUUUUUAUUCACUAUCAGUGAGGCACAGACAAGUGAAGCAUUAUCGCAUCUUCCGUUUACCCAACAACUGGUAUUAUAUUUCUCCAAGACUCACCUUCCAGUGCCUGGAAGACCUCGUGAAUCACUACUCUGAGGUGGCUGACGGGCUCUGCUGUGUGCUCACAACACCCUGCUUAACUCAAUGUACAACCGGCAAUACGGAGAGGGCCUCAGGAUCACCAGUCGUGAUGCGCCAGAAAAAUUUCAACUGGAAAAAUGCUGCCAGAGUGCAGUCUGGUCCUGAUGGAGAAGCAAACCCUCUGGAAAUGGAUGAGUCACUCUUCAGCUAUGGUCUCCGGGAAAGUAUCGCCUCUUACCUCUCCCUGGCAGGAGAAGAUGGCUCUUCCUUUACCAAUGACCGGAAGAAGAAAAGCCAUUCUCUGAUAUAUACUGGGAGCAAGCGCAAGAGUGCCCUGUUUUCUGCUCCUCAGUAUUUCGAAGAUUAGACUAUGACCCACAAGGGAACACAGGACUGAAUUCUCACCUCAGAUCACCCAUGUAGCCAUGAGGCCUUGGGCUGCUGAGGAUCUCCCAGCAACCAGAAGCAGAGAAAGAAUGGACGCAUGGAUGCCUAAACUCUCUAUCUGCACCCCACUCCCCACCAGUCCCCUAAUUUCCCACAUGUCAACAAAAUGGAAAAUAUCUCCUGGUGGCUAGAUAGUACUGUAGAUAUUACUAUAUGUUAAAUUAUAACUUAGUCAUACACUGGAUCACAAGAAGUGAGUGAGUGUGUGUGUGUGUGUGUGAGAGAGAGAGAGGCAGAGACAGAGAGGGAGGGAGAGAGUGGGGGGAGAAUACACAAGAAAGAAAGAUGAGAGACUGCAUGGACAAAGACUCUCUCAAUAGAAAUGUUUUAAACUUUGUGAUCCAGACUGAAAUUAUCCAGAACAACAGAAGGUCUGGAUUUGCUACUUUCCACUGAGUUGAUCUUUUUAAAAACACCACAUGAAGACUUCCUGGCUUCAAUCUUAUUUUAAAAGUCAGUGUAUGGAAGCUCAGUAACACUAGAUGGGACCUUUGUUGCAAAGACUUCUUCAGAGUCAGACCAUGGGUACGCUGGACAUGACGAUUUGAAGAUGGGGCUCAGUUUUGAUUGGGAAUGAACCGAGGAUGCCCUGGUUCUGCUCACUGUGUGAUUCUGGACAAGUCACUUUAAUUCUCUGAGCCUCAGUUUCCUCAUGUGCCAAGUGUGUAAGGGGUUGUGCAGAUCUCUUUCUAGCUUUGGAAUUCCUUGACUCCAGGCCUGGGCAGACCCUCUCUUAGUGUUACCUGCAAAUGCUUAGGGAGGGUGAACUGAGGGGAACUGCUGAGAUCAUCCCAUUCAACACAGAACCUGGAAAGGCCCAGGGGCCAGGAGAACUAGGUAUGAGAAAAUCAAUAGGAGAAUCACCUUGACAAAAGAAGGUCUCAAGAAAUUGGUAUUGUGUAAAGAGUACUGGAUUGAGAAUCUAAAGACCUGGGUUUGAAUCCCAGCUCUACCAUGGACUGCCCGUGUGACUCAGGCAAUGUGGGCCUCAGCUAUAAAGUGAAGAAUGGACCAGUAGAUUGGAAAGGUCCGUUCUAGUUGUAAACUUUAUGAGGCUAGUAUUCUUGGACACACACACACAAAAGACCCUUUCUCUAUUCCUGAAAAUCUGCCCUGAAUGGACAUGAAGCAAUAGGUAAAGAAAAAAUUUAUCAAAUCUGGUGGCUCCUUCAAAUGGUUUGGGAACCUUAAGACUCAAAAACAGAGCUUUGGGAAAGGUUAAGGGUCCAAGGGGUUCCUUAUGGCAUACCCAACCAGAGUCAGAGGAGCAGAGAAACUCUUCUCCAGGGACUGCUAGGCCUGUGGGAUAAAUGCAUUACUCAUUUUUCCCAGUUUCAAAGGGACAGAAAGAAUUUGUGAGCGUUGUCUCUAGCCUGAUAACAAAAGUCUGUAAUGCUUACUCUAGGCAUGUUUGAGAUCUUAGAUCAUCACAGCAGUGGCAUAGAUAUGUGUGCAUUUUCAGAGCAGAGCACAAAGGCUGUUUGAAAUAAUCAACCAUGUUACAGAGUCUGAAUAUACCAUUGUGGACAUUGGCGUUGCUUGCCAAGCAAGGAGACCUCCCUCCAGAACUCCAGAGGUUUGUAUAGAGUCUAAUGUAUUGUUUCAAUUUGUGAUUCAUGCAGUUGAAAUGCUUGAGGGAGUGUGAGUGUGUGUGUGUGUGUGUGUGUGUGUGUGUGUGUGUAUGUGAGAGACGGGGGGGAAUUCUAACAUUAGCAUUACACAUUGCUAAAUCAUGUAUUUAUUCUUGAUUUAAAUUGUUGUAAUAAAUAUUUCAUGCUUGAAAUACACAA
Vombatus ursinus (common wombat) is the source of this 2953-nucleotide messenger RNA. RefSeq names its product Src like adaptor (gene SLA). The transcript has 8 exons. The record is from RefSeq and is a predicted model, not a curated record. Lineage: Eukaryota; Metazoa; Chordata; Mammalia; Diprotodontia; Vombatidae. The coding region runs from base 247 to 1083 and encodes 278 amino acids. Gene Ontology annotation, molecular function: protein binding.